AUGGCGGAAGAAGAAGUAAAACGUCUGCCAGUGGUGCCGAAAUGCUGUGCCAGCGGGCAGAACCUCAGCGUCAGCUACGAAGACGGGAAGGUCAAGUCCGUCUGCUCCCGCUCCAGCCUGACCUUCCAGCCCAUCUUCUUCAAGGCCAACGAUACCCACAUGUGGAGCUACGACAGCAACCUCUACGAGACCCUCGUCGGGAACCCUUGCAGCUACGACAGAUACCCAUUAGAACCGGACAAAUUCAGUACAGAUGAGUUCUACCUCCUCGUGAAUGGUUCUUUGUUUGUGCCAUACAACAACCCGCCUUUGUUGGGAACCCGAGACUUUUGUAUGGAGACCUUCUAUAACGAGUCGAACCCAGCCGGGGUUACUUUGCCAUUGGUGUGCUUUACUUCUCCUAUGGAAGAGACUAAGACUUCUGCUACAUUAAUAGCAUAUGCUACUGGCCUAAUAAUAUCCGUACCGUUCCUGAUAGCCACUGCCUGUGUGUACACUUUCAUCACGGUACUCAGAGACACACACGGCAAGGCUCUGGCGUGCCAUACCAUCUGUCUGGCAAUCGCGUUCUUGUGUCUGGCAACGACACAACUGGCAGGGCACGCAUUUCCAAAUGGUGUUUGUACUACUAUGGCCUACCUCAUCCAAUUCUCGUUUGUAUCGUGCUUCUUCUGGUUGAAUGUGAUGUGCUUCGAUACGUAUUUGAAUGUUAGGCGAUACAUUAACUCUUCAGUGAGCAGAAGAAGCAUGCGUCGCCGUUUCGCGUGGUACUGCGCGUACGCUAUACUCCUGCCCGUGGUUUUGCUCGUGGUCACCGUGGUGAUGGAGCUGUCGCCCGCUGUGCCCAGCACUUAUCUUAAGCCCAACUUUGGAGUCAAAGGCUGUUGGUUCAAAACGGACCAGGCAGCGUUGCCUUAUUUCUAUGGACCAGUUGCUGUGAUCCUCAUCAGCAAUCUAAUUAUAUUCUUCUUCACAUCGAGAGCCUUUGCAGUACAUUACGACAAACUAAAAGACAUAACACCAUUAGACAUGGCGCACUCAGACUUCAGCACGUCAGACGACUGGGUGCGCCUGGGCACGGUGCUGGGGCAGACGAUACCGGCGCACGAGCGGCCGUCGUCGCCACCAAGAGACUCACAGGACAACUUCAACCAGCGGCUAAAGAAGUAUAAGAAAAUUUUCCGAACAUGUUGCAUGUUGUCGGUCAUCAUGGGCCUGUCAUGGGUGCUCGAGGUGGUCUCCUGGGCGGCCGGGCAGGGCACCACAGCCGUCUCUGUGUGGUCGGUGUUCGACCUCAUCAACGCCUUGCAAGGAGUCGUCAUCUUUGCGAUCUUUGUGCUACAGCAGCCAAUCAGAUCGCAUGUGAAGGCAUCAAUGUUCUUCAGGAGCUGUCGAAGGAAAACCAACGGUUCUGAAGUGUCCGUGGUGAGUGACAGAAACAGUAUCAUAAGCCCAGGCAGGAGGGACUACGUUUAGUUUGUCCACGGACUACUUUGUGAUCAGUGCGUUUCACGACAUUUCGGGCAAAAAAGUGCGUGUUUAGAGAAAAGAACAAUAUUGUAAGUAGGUCUCGCUUUCAGACGUCGAGAGAAUACGUUAAGUUUGCCCGCGGACUAUUUUGUGAUCAGUGUAAUUCGUAUUUCGUGACAUUUCGGGCAAAAUAGUGCGUGAUUAGUACAGUUAAAUGAACAAGAAAUGAGACUCGCUACAAACGUGUGUGUACUUGUGUGAAGUGGUUAUAAAACAAGUGAAGAUUGAGACUGAUAAGUGCAGUAUUAUUCGCUAGAAGGUCGAGUGGUCUGAUAUCAAAUGCAAUUGCGAAAACGGAUUUAAUGACAUUAUUGUGGA
Molecule: messenger RNA, 1848 nt
Organism: Ostrinia furnacalis (Asian corn borer)
Lineage: Eukaryota; Metazoa; Arthropoda; Insecta; Lepidoptera; Crambidae
Product: G-protein coupled receptor Mth2
Exons: 10
Coding region: 1-1476 (491 amino acids)
Biological process (GO): cell surface receptor signaling pathway; G protein-coupled receptor signaling pathway
Cellular component (GO): membrane
Molecular function (GO): G protein-coupled receptor activity
Source: RefSeq, a predicted model, not a curated record